CAAAGAACCGCCAGCCGAUUCUCCAGCGCGAUCGAACUAUUCCCCAGCUUCCAACGUUUCUUCACCACCACCACCACCACUCAUUCCUCAAUCUCCUCUCCUCUUCGCAACCCCUUCUUCCACCAUGGCGGCCGCGAUCAAGGCGAUCAAUGCGAAGAUCCGUUCCAACAAAGUCCUCGACUAUGUCUGCUCAACACAUUUCUGGGGCCCUGUCUCCAACUUCGGUAUCCCCAUCGCAGCGGUGAUGGACACGCAGAAGGAUCCUGAGAUCAUCUCCGGAACAAUGACAGGUGCCCUGGUCAUCUACUCUGCUACUUUCGCCCGCUACGCUCUCGCCGUCACCCCUAAGAACUACCUCCUCUUCGCUUGUCACGCCGUCAACUUCAGCGCGCAGGUCACGCAGGGAUACCGGUAUUUGAACUACUGGAACUGGGGUGGUCGGGAAAAGGCUCUCGCCGCUAAGGGCGCCGAGGCCGGCAAGACUGCUGCGGAAACAGGUGCAUAGAGAGCUUCUAUAGAUGGGGCGGUCUAGUUCCGUUCCGUUUGCUAUACUAUCUUGUCACUGAUCUAUUGACGCAUAUCAUUUGCGCUGUUCGUUUUGUUUGUCUUUCAUUGAACUUGUAAAUAGUAGUACCACAUGCAUCGAAUAAAAUGGUCACGGUCUGGGAUGUGCGAUUUGCGAGUCAUCGUAUCUGUGUGGAUAUAUCAUAGUACUGUGAUAGUCUUCAGUCCGCAUUUCCUAAUAAGUAUAGGUCAUUAUUCAAGUGAGGUCCAAGCAAUAUAUCUGAAUAGAUCUAUCCGAUCUUCAUGUUCGGUGUAUCAAUGCAAGAGCGAAUCUAUCAAACUAGCCAAAGCAAAAACCAACUGCUG
Messenger RNA from Paecilomyces variotii, 870 nucleotides. RefSeq lists its product as hypothetical. Gene Ontology annotation, cellular component: mitochondrial inner membrane. The record is from RefSeq and is a predicted model, not a curated record. Lineage: Eukaryota; Fungi; Ascomycota; Eurotiomycetes; Eurotiales; Thermoascaceae. The coding region runs from base 125 to 505 and encodes 126 amino acids. Gene Ontology annotation, biological process: pyruvate import into mitochondria. The transcript is spliced from 4 exons.